UUCCCGCCAGUGUUAUCGCCACAGCCUCUCAGGUAAGCCCGACAGCCCCACCAGCCGCUCGGGAGGCACUCGGGCAGAUGUAGCAUCGGUUUAUUCGUUGGGCGUCAGUGUGCCUGCGGAAGGUCAUCAUGAAGGUCGCCCUCGCCGUGCUCUGCCUCGCCGCCGCCGCCUCCGCCAGGAUGGCCUACCAGCUCCCCAACGGCGUCCUCGACAUCCUGGGCGGCGACCCUCAGCAGGCCUUCUCCUGCGACAACCGCGCUUACGGCUACUACGCCGACGUCGCCAACGGCUGCAGGAUCUUCCACGUGUGCGAGCCCAUCGCCGACGAGGAGGGCGCCGUCGUCGAGACCGCCCACUACUCGUUCGUGUGCGGCAACCAGACCGUGUUCAGCCAGAGCUCCCUCACCUGCGCCCACCCCGAGGACGCCUUCCCCUGCGACCAGGCCGAGACCAUGUACGACGCCUCCAACGCCGACUUCGGGAAGAUCCCCGUCGAUAUCUAAGGGCGUUGUUCCCGCCCUCGACCGCCCCCUCAUCCGAAAUCUCUCACCGAUAUUUCUCUCAUCAAUCAGCAGGACUGAACACCUGAGAUGUAUUUUCUGAAUAAAAAAAAAUGAUUACA
Penaeus monodon (black tiger shrimp) is the source of this 622-nucleotide messenger RNA. Its product is annotated as U-scoloptoxin(01)-Cw1a-like. The coding region runs from base 129 to 503 and encodes 124 amino acids. Lineage: Eukaryota; Metazoa; Arthropoda; Malacostraca; Decapoda; Penaeidae. The record is from RefSeq and is a predicted model, not a curated record. Gene Ontology annotation, molecular function: chitin binding. Gene Ontology annotation, cellular component: extracellular region. The transcript has 2 exons.